Molecule: messenger RNA, 1550 nt
Organism: Struthio camelus australis
Lineage: Eukaryota; Metazoa; Chordata; Aves; Struthioniformes; Struthionidae
Gene: BCL2L15
Product: BCL2 like 15
Biological process (GO): regulation of apoptotic process
Source: RefSeq, a predicted model, not a curated record
AAACAAAUUUUAGAUUUUAUUUCUGGUUUUCCUUAUAAAAAUGUGAAUCAUUCCCAGCUGCUUUGUGGAGGAUUUUUUCAUUAACUGUUGACUCUGAUGUCUGCCAGGAUGGAAUCUGAUUUCUAUUGUGGAUCCUAAGAAUUGCAGUCCAGCUCCUUCCUUUUUUUUGCACAGGGUUUCUCUCUCAACUCCUCCUGAAGCAUAGUUUUGAAGGGCAAUUGUGCAAUAAUUUAUUUCGAUCUCAUAUGUUAAAUUACAAUGACAGGCAUGCUAACUACAGGUGAAUUCAAAUGUAUUCAACUGUAGCAGGGUUCCUAUGAACAGUUUCUAGUGCCCUUAGGCAUGUGUUGGAUUCCUGAGCUUAUGGAGAGGUGAAUUGGAACAUUUGUGUCAUGCAGUUUUCAGCAAAAAAAAUAUUCAUUAGCUUGUCAGCUAUUCCUCAUUUACUCAGUUGUAGCUAGACUGAUUCUAACCAUUGUCUAGGAUGGGGCUCUCAUUUUUUAGCCUUUAUCCAGGAUACUUUUCUUGGUGAAUGAUCACGCCGGCAGUUUUUGACUUCUAAACCUUUAUUUCAGUUGAGCUGUACAGUAGUGGUUUGUUAUGAAACUAAACCACGCCCAUUGCUUGAUGAUGACAGUAAGUGAGUGUAUAUCUGGACACUGUGCUGUCUUAGGGAGGAGUCUUACUGAUAUAUCCUUCCCAGAAGGAAGAACCUCUGCAGGUCAGGUGGGAAAAGGAAACUAAAAUUCUGAGGUGUCGCUCACCUGGAAAGAAAAGCAGCUGUAGGGGUAUUCCUGACCCCCUUUGAACAUCAGCUAGUUUGAGAGACGUACUGCGAUGCACACUUUUGAGAAACAAACAGAAUCCAUUGUAAAAGCCUUAUUCUCUGAUCUCUUGAAUGAAGAGGAAAGUGUUUACCGAUGUCUGGAGAAAGAUUCGGGAGAAUCUGAGCAGUCUGCAGGAGAAGCUCCAAGUAAUUUUGACCCAGUUGUUAUUGCCAGUCGUCUGCGAAGCAUGGGGGACCAGUGCAACAUGGAUUUUGAAAAUACCUCGCAGGUUGUUGCUGAAGUACUCAAGGGAAAGAUAGAGAAGUUUGGAGCUGCAGUGGAUUCUCUCAGCAGGAGCUGGAGUAAUCAGAAUCCUGAGCUUUGCUAUGAGAGAGCUUUUCUCACUGUUUCUGUGAAAUUGGCCAUGUGUGUUGCGAAGAAAGUCCCAGCUAUGGUCCGUCACAUUCAACUCGUAGAACUGAUUAAUGGAAAUUCCCGAGUGAGAAGCUACAUUGAGGCCUGUGGAGGAUGGGUGAGCAUGCAGAGUUUGCUGUGAUGCUUGCCUUGGGAUUUAUGGCUCGGUUUCUUUGCUUCUCUUAACCUUCCAAAGUGCCAUUCAGCCUUGUGUCUUGCUUGGCUAGCCACUGAUACCCGACUGCACAGAGCGUCCUCCUCCCUCCCGCUCAAAUAACUCCGCUUCUAGUUGCGGAAACACAGCUUUGCUAAAUGCAUCGAUCUUAAUGUCUUAAUAAGUCUUUAUGAAGUCAACAUCAAACUUCCCAU